This is a messenger RNA of Danaus chrysippus (African queen), 2547 nucleotides long. The record is from the annotation of a GenBank genome assembly. NCBI's taxonomy places the organism in Eukaryota, Metazoa, Arthropoda, Insecta, Lepidoptera, Nymphalidae.
AUGAAGACGGCAUUAAUGGUGGCUGAAAAGCCGUCCCUGGCUCAAAAUCUAGCAAAUAUUCUCAGUAAUGGAAAAUGCAAUACCAACAAGGGCUCAAAUUCAGCUUGCGCAGUUCACGAAUGGUCAGGCACUUUCAAGAACGAACCUGUGAAAUUUAAAAUGACUUCAGUAUGUGGUCAUGUGAUGAGUUUAGAUUUCACUGGCAAAUAUAAUAAUUGGGAUAAAGUAGAUCCUGUUGAACUAUUCAUAUGUCCUACGGAGAAGAAGGAAGCGAUGCCAAGACUUAGGAUUCCAGCAUUCCUAGCUCAAGAGGCUAGAGGAUGUGAUUAUCUUAUUCUUUGGUUGGAUUGCGAUAAAGAAGGGGAAAAUAUAUGUUUUGAGGUUAUGUCCUGCGUUCAGAACUACAUGAAAGGCGACGUUUACUCACCAGCGGUGACGUUUCGAGCGCGUUUUUCAGCGAUCACAGAUAAAGAUAUUAAAUCAGCAAUGAUGAAUCUGGUUAGACCAAAUGAAAACGAAUCGAGAAGUGUUGAUGCGAGACAGGAAUUAGAUUUGCGUAUUGGAUGUGCCUUCACGAGAUUCCAGACGAAGUAUUUUCAAGGUCGUUAUGGUGAUUUAGACGCGUCUCUCAUAUCAUAUGGUCCUUGCCAAACUCCAACACUUGGUUUCUGUGUCCAACGACACGAUGAUAUACAGACCUUCAAACCUGAAACGUAUUGGGUAUUGAGAGUGACUGCAUCUACCUCCGAGGGUAGAGAACUUCCCCUUGAAUGGAAACGCGUUAGAAGUUUCGAGAAGGACAUAGCAAACAUGUUCCUUGUAGGCAUCAAGGAAUUCAAGGAGGCAACAGUGGUUAAUAUUCAAGCUAAAGAGAAGAUUAAGUCUAGACCGACCGCUCUUAACACUGUUGAGUUAAUGAGAGUAGCAAGCGCUGGUCUAGGUAUGGGCCCACAUCACGCUAUGCAGAUAGCUGAACGUCUGUACAUUCAAGGUUAUAUAUCAUAUCCUAGAACAGAAACCACCAGUUACGGAGAGAAUUUUGAUCUUAUCGGCAGUCUGCGUCUACAACAGAAUUCUAACAAGUGGGGUUCAGAGGUGCGAGCUUUACUAGCUAAUGGCAUCAAUAAGCCUAAAAAAGGCCACGACGCGGGCGAUCAUCCACCGAUCACUCCUAUGAAGCCCGCCUCCGAAUCUGAGCUCGAAGGUGACAUGUGGCGUAUAUACGACUACAUCACGCGACACUUCAUAGCGACCCUGUCUAAAGACUGUCGCUACCUCAGCACGACACUCACGUUCAGUGUGGGCUCGGAAACGUUCUAUUAUACUGGCAACACACUGGUUGAUGCUGGCUACACCGAGAUCAUGCAUUGGCAGGCCUUCGGUAAGGAUGAGUUCGUUCCUGUACUGAAGGUGGAGGAGGUGCUCCGAGCUCACGACCACCGACUAGUGGAGUGUCAGACAUCGCCCCCGGACUACCUCACGGAGUCUGAGGUGAUAACACUGAUGGAGAAGCACGGUAUCGGUACAGACGCGUCAAUACCUGUUCAUAUCAACAACAUAUGUCAGAGGAACUACGUGAGUGUGGGCAGCGGACGACGGCUGGUGCCUACUAGCUUGGGAGUCGUGUUAGUACAUGGAUAUCAGAAGAUCGAUCCAGAGCUAGUGUUACCAACUAUGCGAUCAGCUGUUGAAGAACAAUUGAACCUCAUCGCAAUCGGUCGAGCCGAUUUCCACGCGGUGUUGACUCACACCACCGAGAUAUUCAGGCGGAAGUUCCAAUACUUCGUGAGGUCCAUAGAAGCUAUGGAUCAGUUGUUCGAAGUUAGCUUCUCAUCGCUCAAGACCAGCGGGAAGGCGCUGUCUCGUUGCGGCAAGUGUAGGAGAUACAUGAGAUACAUACAGGCCAAGCCGGCUCGUCUCCACUGUUCGCACUGUGACGACACGUACACCCUCCCUCAACACGGCACGGUCCGUAUAUACCGCGAGCUCAAGUGUCCUCUGGACGACUUCGAGCUGUUGUCCUGGUCCAGCGGGAGUAAGGGGAAGAGCUUCCCGCUCUGUCCCUACUGCUACAAUCACCCGCCCUUCAGGGAUAUGAAGAAAGGUUUCGGUUGUAACUCGUGCACUCACCCCACGUGUCCGUACGGAGUCAACUCGACGGGCGUGUCCGGGUGUGUGGAGUGUGACGGAGUGUUAGUGUUGGACCCGUCCGCUCCUAAAUGGAAACUGGCGUGUAACCGAUGUGACGUCAUCAUCAACAUCUUCGAGGACGCUAGCCGCGUGUCGGUGUGCGAGUCGUCGUGCGCGUGCGGCGCCCAGCUGGUGUGUGUGGAGUACCGCGCGGAGAGGACCCGCCUGCCGGCCGCGCUCACCGAGAUGACUGCCUGCCUGUACUGUGAGCCGGCGUUCAGCGCGCUAGUUGAGAAGCAUCGCGCGGUGGCGCCCCGUAGCGGAGGAUCGCGAGGACGAAGUGCCCGCGGUAGAGGGAAACAUCGGAACAAACAACCCAAAGAUAAAAUGGCCCAACUAGCGGCGUAUUUUGUAUAA